AUGCCCGGGUAUGGAGCAACAAUCCACGAACAGGAAGACGGAUUCAAGUACUUCGUAUUAGACAACGAGGAAGUUGGUCGUCGCCAUGGCAAAUACCUACCGCAAUGCAUCAUAGAUUCGGAUUUCGCUACAUUCAAUUUCUACACUCAAAAACCAGAGCUGCCGUACGCCAUUGGCAGUUGUCUGAAAGCCCAUCCGCAUACUCCGCAGCCGCCGGACAACGAUAUUACUCCUGGCGACGAGUUUGACUAUGGCAACGAGCGUAUGGAGCAUGAGAGCCAUACUGUUGACCCGCUUCAUCGCUGCCUAUUGCAUCCACCCUGGCCGGGCAAGACUGAAGCAGGCGUGGUGGAAUUCAAAGUAGUCGACUGGGUGCAAGCUGGCGACCCGAACAAUUCCCAGGUGGUAGCUGUGCGCAUUCUCAACUCUACCCUUGAUCUUCCCACCGACGUGGACCUCCUGGCUAAGAUUUAUGACCCCCUCUAUUUCGACUAUCUUCACUACCAUACAAAUAUAUUUCAGUAUCUCGAUUUUUGUUACAGGAGAGAGACCGCGGCCUACAGACAACUUACCGAUCUGCAGGGAAACAUCAUCCCAAAGUACUAUGGGUCAUUCACAAUGUCUCUCCCUGGCGAUGGAAAAAUUUCACGCCACGUCAGGAUGAUUCUGCUGGAGAUUGUACCGGGGCUGUCAAUGGAUAAGCUGAGCCCAUCGGGCUUCAAGCAGGCAGAGCGACAAGAGAUGAUGAAGGCCAUCGUUGAUUCCGAGCGCGCCGUGUAUGCUCACAAGGUAAUAAAUGGAGAUAUGCACCCGCGAAAUAUCCUAUUCCCACCGGAUCCGUUAGAUCGAGGCUGUAGAGCCGUCAUCGUGGAUUUCGGGAUAUCGCGCAUCAUCCCUAACGUCCAGAAGGAGUACCCACUCCCGGGGGUCACUCGUACGGCACCGCCUUUUCAUUGUGUUGACACUUACAAUUUCUUCGAAUGGGUAGAUUGGGAUUGGGAUGCGUGGAUUAAUGAGGUGUAUGCCGAUAUCAAGGGAACUAGUCUCACCUCUAGAGAAGAAUGCGUCAAACAUAUAUGCCGAGAACCAAAAGAAGAAAAAGGGUAG
Pseudogymnoascus verrucosus is the source of this 1107-nucleotide messenger RNA. RefSeq lists its product as uncharacterized. Lineage: Eukaryota; Fungi; Ascomycota; Leotiomycetes; Thelebolales; Thelebolaceae. Bases 1 to 1107 code for a protein of 368 amino acids. The transcript is spliced from 2 exons. Gene Ontology annotation, biological process: protein phosphorylation. Gene Ontology annotation, molecular function: protein kinase activity; ATP binding. The record is from RefSeq and is a predicted model, not a curated record.